CUCGGCCAACAAACUGUGGGGUUGGUUGGCGGAGAGACCGCGCUGAGGGUUUUACGAUUAUGCUGCGAAUGACUCUUGGCGAAAGCAGUGCUGCUUUGAAUCUGAGUUAUGCUUCAGAUGCUCUCUGCCGUCACCGGGAUUUGGCUUCUUCUCCUAAUCAGUGCUGUGCGGGCUGGGAGGCGGCAAGUCGGAGUCGUCCUCCGAAUUCAGACAGUAAUGAUGCUCGUGCUCCCAAUGAUGAUGACAACGGCCAGACUUCUUCUUCUUCUUCUUAGCUACUUUCAAUUACUAAUCCACAUAGGAAUCUAUUUCCUACCGUCAAUUAGCUAGGGUUCUAGUCAAACAAGGAUUCCUAUUUGAUUGUGGAUCACUCAAACUCUAUAUAUACAUCGAUCAUGGAUCAGUUUCAUCGUUCAAUCCCUCUCAGUUGUUUCUCGUAGGCACGCAUUCGUAUACCAAAAACACUUUCUCAAGUAAUAUUUCGUUCUCAAAGCUUUCUAAGUAAAUAUAAUUAAUAAUGGCAUUGGUGGCUGAGAAAGCCAAAGGUGAGGGUCCAGCAAUUGGUAUCGACCUCGGAACAACAUAUUCAUGUGUUGGUGUUUGGCAACAUGAUCGGGUUGAGAUCAUAGCCAAUGACCAAGGCAACAGAACAACUCCGUCUUAUGUUGCUUUCACUGACACUCGGCGCUUGAUAGGUGAUGCUGCCAAGAACCAGGCCGUCAUGAACCCCAUUAAUACUGUUUUUGAUGCAAAGCGUUUGAUUGGUAGGAGAUUCAGUGAUUCAUGUGUUAGAAGUGACAUGAAGUUAUGGCCUUUCAAGGUGAUUUCUGGCGAUAAUAACAAACCGAUGAUUGUGGUCAAGUAUAAGAAUGAAACAAAACAAUUAGCUCCGGAAGAGAUAUCAUCAAUGGUUCUCUAUAAGAUGCGUGAAAUAGCAGAGGUCUAUCUUGGAUCGGUAGUAAAGAAUGCAGUUGUAACUGUCCCAGCAUAUUUUAAUGACUCUCAACGACUGGCCACAAAGGACGCUGGUUUAAUUGCCGGUAUGAACGUUAUGCGUAUCAUCAAUGAGCCAACAGCUGCGGCAAUUGCUUAUGGUCUUGACAAAAAAGUCAGUAGCACUGGUGGGAAGCAUGUUCUCAUAUUCGAUCUUGGUGGUGGUACCUUUGAUGUCUCCAUUCUUAAAAUUGAAGAUGAGAUUUUUGAAGUGAAAGCUACUGCUGGAGAUACUCAUCUUGGAGGUGAAGAUUUUGACAAUAGAAUGGUGAACCAUUUUGUACAAGAGUUCGAGAAGAAACACAAGAAGGACAUUAGCAAAAACCCUAAAGCAUUGAGGAGAUUGAGAACAUCUUGUGAGAGAGCGAAAAGGACUCUUUCUUCAACUACUGAAACCACUAUUGAAAUUGAUUCUAUAUUUGAGGGUAAAGACUUUUUCUCCAAAAUAACGAGAGCAAAAUUUGAGGAGCUCAAUAUGGAUCUUUUUUUAAAAUGUAUGGAGUCUGUGGAGAAUUGUAUGAGGGAUGCUAAAAUAGACAAUAGCAUCAUUCAUGAUAUUGUUCUUGUCGGUGGAUCUACUAGAAUUCCCAAGCUACAACAGCUAUUGCAGGAUUUUUUUAAUGGUAAGGAGCUUUGCAAAAAUAUCAAUCCAGAUGAAGCAGUUGCAUAUGGCGCUGCCGUACAGGCUGCAGUUUUAAGCGGUGGCGUUGAGAAGGUUCAGGAUUUACUCUUGCUGGAUGUGACUCCACUUUCCCUUGGUGUGUGGCGUUAUACAGGGAAAACAACUGUUAUGAUCCCAAGAAACACUACUAUUCCCACCAAGAAAGAAAAAGUUUUCACAACCAUCAUGCAAAACCAAUAUGGUAUAAUUAUAGAUGUUGUUGAGGGUGAAAGAAUAAUGGCCCGAGAUAACAAAUUGUUGGGUGGACUGGUACUCUCCGGCUUACCUUUUAGUCCAAAAGGUGUACCUUCGAUCAGUGUUUGCUUCGAGAUAGAUGCGAAUGGAAUUUUGGUUAUCUCUGCAGAGGAGAUAUUAUUAACAGGGAGGAAGAAAAAGAUCACAAUCAAUGAUUACAAAAAUAGGUUACAUAGUUGGGAAAUAGAGAAGAUGGUAAAGGAGGCGGAGAAGUACAAGGCAGAGGAUGAGGAGAACAAAAAGAAAGAAGAGGCUAAGGUUUUAUUUGAAUUAUAUGCAUAUGGCUUGAGGGAUAGCGUUAGUGAUCUUGCCCUUAAUGAGGCAAACAAGAAGACAAUUGUUGAUGCAGUUAAAAAGGCUUUGCUGUGGCUUAAUGCGAACCAACUUGUGGAAUGCAGUAAAUACGAGGAUGAAAGGGCAAAGCUUGAGAGUCUCUGCAAUCCCAUCAUUGCAAAAGCCAAGAUGCGUCAGACUGCUGGUAGCAAAAGUCAAGCUUGUAGCAAAGUGGGUCGAUGAUCGAUAGUCCUGCUUAAGCUGGUGUUAGUCUUCGUUUGCUUUCCUGUGGCAUGUGGAUUCAUAGGUUUAUUAUUUGUAUGGAUUGCUUCUAUGAGCAUCUUAAUUUUAUGAUAGCUAGAUAGAAACAACAUUACAUGCAUUAACAUUUUGUUAACGUUUCUUUGGAAAUUGAAACACAGGCAGAUACUGAAUUACAAGCAUGGCAUAUAUUGUAAGCAUUAA
Molecule: messenger RNA, 2647 nt
Organism: Rosa rugosa (rugosa rose)
Lineage: Eukaryota; Viridiplantae; Streptophyta; Magnoliopsida; Rosales; Rosaceae
Product: heat shock cognate 70 kDa protein-like
Exons: 2
Coding region: 518-2425 (635 amino acids)
Biological process (GO): cellular response to unfolded protein; protein refolding
Cellular component (GO): cytoplasm
Molecular function (GO): ATP hydrolysis activity; ATP binding; misfolded protein binding
Source: RefSeq, a predicted model, not a curated record